Cynoglossus semilaevis (tongue sole) is the source of this 1342-nucleotide messenger RNA. RefSeq names its product galanin receptor 1a (gene galr1a). The transcript is spliced from 3 exons. The coding region runs from base 146 to 1219 and encodes 357 amino acids. Gene Ontology annotation, cellular component: plasma membrane. The record is from RefSeq and is a predicted model, not a curated record. Gene Ontology annotation, biological process: positive regulation of cytosolic calcium ion concentration; G protein-coupled receptor signaling pathway; negative regulation of adenylate cyclase activity. Gene Ontology annotation, molecular function: galanin receptor activity. Lineage: Eukaryota; Metazoa; Chordata; Actinopteri; Pleuronectiformes; Cynoglossidae.
UGACGUCUCCGGUGUGGACUGACAGCCCAACCUCUGUCCACAAGGAACAGCACGAGCUCCAGGUGGAGGACACACACACACACACACCCACACACACACACCCACAUACACGCGUCUGUCAACAUGUAACUGCUCUGCGUUACGGAUGGAGCCGCGGAUGGAGAACCAGUCCGAUCCCGUCGGCGCCAACACCGUCAGACUUCCCUCUGAACUCAUCCUGGGAGUCGGUGUCGACAACCUGGUCUCGCUCCUGAUUUUCGCCCUCAUUUUUAUCCUGGGCGUCCUGGGGAACACCACGGUGAUCGCGGUGCUGUCGCGCAGCACCGCGGGCAAACCCCGCAGCACGACCAACAUCUUCAUCCUGAACCUGAGCGUGGCCGACCUGUCCUACCUGCUCUUCUGCGUCCCGUUCCAGUCCACCAUAUACAUGCUGCCCACGUGGGUGCUGGGAGCCUUCAUCUGCAAGUUCACGCACUACUUCUUCACCGUCUCCAUGCUGGUCAGCAUCUUCACGCUCUCCGCCAUGUCCGUGGACCGCUACGUGGCCAUCGUCCACGCCAGGAGGUCCUCGUCCAUCCGCGUGGGCAGACACGCCCUGCUGGCCGUGCUGCUCAUCUGGACCUCGUCCCUGGUCAUGGCGGCUCCGGUGGCGCAUUACCAGAGCAUCGUGGAGAGGGAGGACAACGCCACCUUCUGCUGGGAGGUCUGGCCCGACCACCAGAGGAAGGUGUACGUGACGUGUUCCUUCGUCUUCGGAUACCUGCUGCCCCUCACCCUCAUCUCGGUCUGCUACGCCAAGGUUUUAAAACAUCUGCACAAAAAACUGAGGAACGUCUCUAAAAAGUCAGAGGUUUCCAAAAAGAAGACGGCUCAGACGGUGCUGGCGGUGGUUGUGGUCUUCUGCCUGUCCUGGCUGCCCCACCACGUCGUCCACCUGUGGGUGGAGUUCGGCUCCUUCCCCCUGAACCAGGCCUCCUUCCUCUUCAGGAUGGUUGCCCACUGCCUGGCCUACAGCAACUCCUCCGUCAACCCCGUCAUCUACGCCUUCCUCUCGGAGAACUUCAGGAACUCCUACAGGCAGGUGUUCCACUGCCGCCCGCCCGGCGACUGUCCUCUGAACGACACCAGAGACCCCCGCAGCCGGGCGGAGCCGGCGCCGUCCACCACCCUCAGCGUGGCCUACAGAGGUCCCGACUCUCAGACCAGUAAAAUGCUGUGAGGUCGACGCGGUGGGUCGGUGGGUCGGAGUCGUGUCGCUGUAACUGUGUCCGUUUUAUUUUGAUUUAAAUAGAUUUAAAAACACAUUUGUCUCCAGUGUAAAGAUUAAAAACUUUCAGCUGAA